Podarcis raffonei (Aeolian wall lizard) is the source of this 2985-nucleotide messenger RNA. RefSeq names its product hippocalcin (gene HPCA). The coding region runs from base 383 to 964 and encodes 193 amino acids. The record is from RefSeq and is a predicted model, not a curated record. Lineage: Eukaryota; Metazoa; Chordata; Lepidosauria; Squamata; Lacertidae. The transcript is spliced from 5 exons. Gene Ontology annotation, molecular function: calcium ion binding.
UGGCUGGGCAGGCAGAGCUCUGCGGGAGUGGGGUCCGGGGGGAGCCCGACGGGUGGAGCCUGAGGGGCCUCCCCUUUCUCUUUUCCCACGUUUGCAUUUGCUAGAGCCCCGAGGACCCCCCCCCCGCCCCGCUAAGCCCCGGCAGCGGGCGGGCAGCGCCUCCUCGUCGCCAGCGCCGCGGCUGCUCUGGAUGGAGCAGCUGGGAGGAGGAGGAGGAGGAGGAAGCCUGGCGCUGCUGCUGCUGCUGUUGCCGCCGCUCGCUUAGGAGCCGCCUCAGCCGGAGCCAGCCAGCCAGGGAGCCGCCAGUGCCCGCUUCGUCGCCCAGUGCCUCUACCUCCUUCCUGUAUCUCAUCUUCUUUGGUUUUAAACCUCCAGUCCAACCAUGGGGAAGCAGAACAGCAAGCUGCGCCCGGAGAUGCUCCAAGACCUCCGGGAAAACACGGAGUUCUCCGACCUGGAGCUCCAGGAGUGGUACAAAGGCUUCCUCAAGGACUGUCCCACCGGCAUCCUCAAUGUGGAGGAGUUCAAGAAGAUCUAUGCUAACUUCUUCCCUUACGGUGAUGCCUCCAAGUUCGCUGAGCACGUCUUCCGCACCUUCGACACCAACGGUGAUGGCACCAUUGACUUCCGAGAGUUCAUCAUCGCCCUGAGUGUCACUUCACGGGGGAAACUGGAGCAGAAGCUGAUGUGGGCUUUUAGCAUGUACGACCUGGAUGGGAACGGCUACAUCAGCCGGGAGGAGAUGCUGGAGAUUGUGCAGGCCAUCUACAAAAUGGUCUCGUCUGUGAUGAAGAUGCCUGAAGAUGAGUCAACUCCUGAGAAGCGAACGGAGAAAAUCUUCCGACAGAUGGAUACCAAUAAUGAUGGCAAACUGUCCCUGGAAGAGUUCAUCAAGGGCGCAAAGAGUGAUCCUUCCAUUGUGAGGCUGCUGCAGUGUGACCCCAGCAGCGCCUCCCAGUUCUGAGCACCCCCUGCCCUGUCUUCCCUGUGCAGCAGCAGCAGCGGCGGCAGGACAAGGCGGCUUUUGGAAGCGGAGGCGGCACCACCACCACCACCUCACUUGGCUCACGGUCUCUCCCCUCCCCCAAGGAGGUGACCAGCUUCCUAGUUCUCCCCUUGGGGUAACGGACAUGUCCCCAAGGAGGCAAAUGGCACUGCCAACGUAUUUCUGUCUUCUGACUCACAGGUUUCCUCUCUCCCCCUCCCCUGAACACUGUAGUUGUGUGUGAAUGUGACACUGAUGUGGGGGGUGGGGGCUCCUGCGUGGUCAGGACAGUGGCAGCAAGAAGGUGGAGCACACAGGCCAGCUCAUUUCCUGAGGUGUUGGCAUUUGGGUUUUGCAAACUGUUUUCCACACCUGACUGCUGCUUGUGAUGCACUAUAACUGUGACUGCAUGUGUGUGUGUUUGUAUGUCUUUAAUUACAGGAGCAGAAUAUGCUGCCUGGGGUCCAGUUCAGCCUCCUGAGAACCUUGCACUGUCUCUUUCUGUAAAGCAAGCCCUCUAGGAUUUGGGGCUGCCAAGGGAGACUCUUGGGAAACUGAAUGAAAUCUCAGAAGGAAGGAGGAGAUGGCGGGGGGCGGGGAGAUGUUAAAAGAUACGAUGGGACAAUGAGCAGGACUAACAGUGGUCAUUUGCUCAGUACUCUGUGUAGCUGUUGGCUUCUCGACCCUGGCUAGGAGAAUAUAUUACGUAUAAAACAGCCGCUGCCAACCUGGUUCCCACCAGAUGUAUCGGACUACAAUUCCUAUCAGCCCCAGCCAGCACCUGUUGGCUGGAGCUGUUGGGCGUUGUCACCCAAUACAUCUGGCAGGCACCAGGUUGGUACAGGCCAAUGUAAUAUAAGCACAAAUAUACACGUUCACAUCAUUUAGGAGCAUCUCUUUCCAGUAUAGAGCUAGUAUUUUUCACCUACACUACAUGCAAACCCUGGUUGUUGUCUGAUUCACAUGGAGCAGUCUCACACUUUUCAAGGGUGCUUGAACGCAAACAAUCCUGUCUCACUGAAAGGUGCUGGGCCUCGAUGGCCUUCAGGUGCCCGCAGAUCAACAUAUAAAGAACCUGAGAAGGAAUCACACAUUGACAGCAUGUAGGGCAAUUUGUUUAGUUGGUUCAUUCGUAACCCACACCUUCCUUGCGUGUUUGUUUCAGGAAUGGCAGGGCGUCAUCCUUGACCUCUGUUCCAAGCGCCACUGAAAGGAAUAGCCCAAGCCCCCUUCCUUAAGCCUUCCCACAUUUGUUGUCUCAGGGGACACACCUUAGAGCACCUGGUGCAGUCGGGGAGAGCCCCUCCAUUGGACCCUGAAAAGCUGCAAGGGACUCAUCAGGUCUCAAGGCUGCCCAUAGAGGAACAGCUACAGAAGCCAACCCCUCAACAACCAAGGCUAAGCAUUCACAUCCCUUCAGCACUUUCACAUGUCUGUAGUUUAUUUAUUUAUCAGUUUUAUUUAUAUCCCAUCUCCCUCUCUGAAGGAUGUCCAAGGCAGUCAGGUAUCAACAUAAAAACACAACAAUAUCCAGUGUACAAUAAUAAUAAUAAGAAGAAGAAACCCCAGAGUCAUACAACUCCAAUGCCGACCCCCGUCCAAUGGCCUGGGCAGAUAAAAACGUCUUCAAUUUCCUCUUGAGCACAACCAGUUAAUCCUUCACCACCAUCCUUGUAAGGUAGGCCAAUCAUUUCAUUCCCUGUAUUAGAUUGAAGGCUGUGAGAGAGCAAUGACUCCAUUAAGACCAACGAAUGGGUGUGAGAUUUGACCCAGGGUAUCCAUAUGCUCAGUUGGUUAAGAGCCUGGUGCUGAUAAUGCCAAGGUUGCAGGUUCAAUCCCUGUUUGGGACAGUUGCAUAUUCCUGCAUUGCAAGGGGUUGGACUAGAUGGACCUCAAGAUUCCCUUCCAACUAUACAAUUUGAUACACAUGGAUGGCUCAGAUUCAGCUGGCACUAAUAAGAGAGUAUUGAGGCUUCAAUAAACAGACACGUUGUCCAUGU